AUGGCGGCUCCCCAGGGAGUGUGGUGCCCGGCCUGCGGGCUGGCAGCCCUGGCCCCAACCACACAGCGGGACGUCCUCAUGGCUCUGGCCAAGCAGAGCAUCCUCUCCAAGCUCCACUUGCCGGACAGGCCCAACAUCACCCGGCCCACGUCCAGGGGGACCCUGCUGACCGCUCUCCGCAGGAUGCAUGCCCAGCGCACGGAUGCGGCCGGCUCCCCAGGGAUGCCCCGUGACGGCAGCAUCCCGCGUCCUGGGAUGGGUGUGCAGGAAUACGAGAUCUUGAGCUUUGCCGAGUCAGGGUCCUCCACCCCCCGCAGCGUCCGCCUGCAUUUCCGCUUCAGCCAGGAGCUGGCUGGGAGCACCGAGAUCCUGCAAGCCACCCUCUACCUCUUCUGGGCAGUCCCCGGCCCCGGGACGCAUCCUGUCACCGUCAGACUCUUGCACCCAAACCCAACGGGGCUGAACAUGACGGUGGCCAGCGAGACACGGCUGGAGGUGCGAAGGGCCGGCUGGACCACGCUGGACGUGGGCCGAGCUGUCCAGAGCCUCUUUGGCCAAGGGAGCCAGAGGCUAACUGUGGAGCUGGAGGUGGCGGAGGACUGGGGAUUUCCCCUCCUGGCUGGCCACAGUGAUUCCCACUGGCCAUUUGUGGCAGCCCAAGCCCGGGCCAGGACACCCCACCGGGUCCAGCGACGCGGUAUCGAUUGCAACGGGGACUCUCGGAUGUGCUGCCGCAAGGAAUUCUUCGUGGACUUCAAGGAGAUUGGCUGGGAGGACUGGAUCAUCCAGCCGGAGGGAUACCACAUGAACUACUGCACGGGGCUCUGCCCCCUGCAUAUGGCUGGCAUCCCUGGCCUCGCUGCCUCCUUCCACACGGCUGUCCUCAACCUCAUCAAAGCCAACAACGCGGAUGCAGCCGUGGACUCCUGCUGCGUGCCCACGCACCGUCGGCCCCUCUCUCUGCUCUACUACGAUCGGGACAGCAACAUUGUCAAGACCGACAUCCCCGACAUGAUUGUCGAUGCCUGCGGGUGUACCUGA
This is a messenger RNA of Eurypyga helias (sunbittern), 1041 nucleotides long. RefSeq names its product inhibin, beta C (gene INHBC). The coding region runs from base 1 to 1041 and encodes 346 amino acids. The record is from RefSeq and is a predicted model, not a curated record. Gene Ontology annotation, cellular component: extracellular region. Gene Ontology annotation, molecular function: hormone activity; cytokine activity; growth factor activity. NCBI's taxonomy places the organism in Eukaryota, Metazoa, Chordata, Aves, Eurypygiformes, Eurypygidae. Gene Ontology annotation, biological process: SMAD protein signal transduction; BMP signaling pathway. The transcript has 2 exons.